Cotesia glomerata is the source of this 785-nucleotide messenger RNA. RefSeq names its product coiled-coil domain-containing protein CG32809-like. Lineage: Eukaryota; Metazoa; Arthropoda; Insecta; Hymenoptera; Braconidae. The coding region runs from base 85 to 756 and encodes 223 amino acids. The record is from RefSeq and is a predicted model, not a curated record. The transcript is spliced from 4 exons. Gene Ontology annotation, cellular component: cytoplasm.
GAUCUGGUAUCAAAUAACCUAAUUAGCAAUCAAAGUGCCGAACUAUUCUGAAUAAUCGGAUCAUAUUAUUUUUGUUUUGAACAGAUGGGAACUAAGUCUCGUCAAAAGAAGACAUCGCUUUCACGAGGUUAUUCAACUUCUUCUACCGUGAUGAUGUUUGAUGAUGAUCCUGGAAUUAUGUCUGAGGUUGAAACGUCUAGUACUGGCUUUCGAAGAGGUGGAAAACAAAGGAGUAGUUUACCCGUUGUUCGAACACCUAGUAAAACACUUGAGCGACCAUUAGGAUUAGUUUUCCUACAAUUUAGAAAAGAAACUAAAAGAGCUUUGUUGCCGAAUGAAAUAACAAGUAUAGAUACUGUGAAAGCUCUUUUCGUUCGAAGUUUUCCAAAGCAACUUUCGAUGGAAUAUCUUGACAAUCCAGAUGUAAAAGUGUAUAUUCACGACAGUACUAAAGACAUGUUUUAUGAACUUGAAGAUCAUCGAUCACAUUUGAGAGACAUCAAAGAUCGCAGUGUUCUCAGAGUAAUCGAAAAAUCGGACAGGAUCAUAGGUCUGACUCCUGGUUUUGGAUCUAUAAUCAGUGAUGCUCCUAGUAUUUCUCCUUAUUGGGAAGAUCAAAGUUACUUCAGUGAACCUGAGUUUGACAGUGAUUUUCAACAUCAGCACAUUCACAAAAGCAAAGUAUGUUAUACAAGAUAUACUGUCGUUCUUUUUUUUAUGAAAGAUUUAAUAAAUAUCGAUGUUGAAUCUGUUUAGUCAAUAAUUAAUCGACAACCAACAGUUUC